CCCACAAUGAAUUACUGAUUCGCUAUUCCUCAAUUGUGUGCAAAAUAAAGCCAUGAAGGCUGAAGCUGCAUCAACUUGCUAGCUGGAUUAUUCGGCACUUUUAGGAUUAGGUCUUCAAAUUCAACCAUCCCCAAUCAUCAACCCCCUCCAUUCCGUUUGACCCACCAUCCUCUCAGGUAUUGCUUCAUCAACGCUCCAUCCUCGGUAUCCCCAAAUUCAAAAUCAAAAUAAAACCUCUCUCCAUUUUCCUCUCAUAUAUCAAUUAACAUCCUAUAUGUGUAAGACCAAAAUGGCCACCAACGCCGCCAACCCUACCUCAAGCCCACGACCCUCUCGAAAUCCGGCCUCCCGCUCCAACUCCCAGCCCAGUACUCAAGCCCAAACGCCAAGGACAUCGACACCAAAGCCCACCGCUCCAUCCCGCUUUUCCCCAACCGCAACCGCAACCGCAACCACCACCUCCUACUCGGACCCUACAACAUCAUCUUCCUACGGCAGCUUCUCCACCACCGGCUACCGCCUCUCCUCCGACAACUCCAUCUCCAGCCGCACCUCCCUCACCCACCUUCGCGAUACUCUCCCCGAAAACCCAAACAUCUAUGACUUCUCCGAAAUAUGCGUCGCCACCAACAACUUCCUCGCCAAGCGCUACUCCUCCUCAUCUUCCACUCCUUCCUGGCGCUGCACUCUACGCGGUGCUGACGUCAUCGUCUUCCAGCGCAAGUUCCGCCGGAAGCUCGAGACCUCGCAGCUCCGGGAGCGGCUCUCCCUGAUCUGCCGGAGCCAUAUCGUCAGCAUCAUCAAGCUCCUCGGCGCGUCCAUCUCCGGCGACCACAUCUACCUCGUCUACGAGUUCGUCCACGGCGCGAACCUCUCCGAAUGCCUUCGGAACAAGAUCAACACUCACUUCACGGUGCUGUCGACUUGGCUCUCGAGAAUGCAGGUGGCCACCGAUGUCGCUCACGGCCUCGAUUACGUUCACAACAAGACAGGAUUGAGCAUCACUUUCGUCCACAACCACAUCAAGAGCAGCGCUAUAGUCAUCACCGAGCCUAAUUUCAAUGCUAGGGUUUGCCAUUUCGGUGCCGCGCAGCUCUGCGGUGAGAUCCAGGAAGAGGAAAGCGAUGUCGCUGCCGCGAAAUUGGGAGAAAUCGAGGAGGAACCCUUGGCAUCUCCUUCCCCGGCGAGGUCCGAAAAAUUGAAACGAUCGGGUGGUUCUGGCAUGCAAUUCGAGGGGGUGAGGGGCUACAUGUCGCCGGAAUUUCAGGCCACCGGCGUGGCGACGCAGAAGUCCGACGUGUACGCGUUCGGUGUGGUCAUGCUGGAGCUUCUCUCCGGGGAGGAGCCGCUGAGGUUCAGGUACGACAAGAAGAGUGGAGAGUUCGUGAGGACAUCUGUGAUCGACGCUGCGAGGGCGGCCGUGGACGGUGGUGAGGGGGCGCUGAGGAGGUGGGUGGAUAAGAGGCUGAAAGACUCGUUCCCGGUUGAGGUUGCCGAGAAGGUGACACGUGUGGCGUUGGAUUGCGUACACGUGGAUCCAGAUAAGAGGCCCAAGAUGGGUCGCGUAGCUGACAAGAUAUCAAAGCUGUAUUUGGAAUCAAAGAUUUGGUCUGAAAAUGUUAGAAUGCCCACUGAAAUUUCUGUUUCUUUGGCUCCUCGAUGAGAUUUUCCUCUCGUGGCGGCCCCUUUUUUUGUUUUAUUAUUAAUUCUUAACCCUUUCAUAAGAUUAGGAGAAUUUCGAGCGUAGAUCAAGUAGAAAUAGAUUAACAAUCAUUCUUGAGGUCUUAGAUGACUUCUUCUGUGGAUGAUGCUUUGUCUUUGUGGAUUAUUGAGUUUUUAAUUCGAUUUGAUUGUGACAAGAGUUGGGGGAAUAUGUAAAUUCACAGAGAUGAUACAUAAUAUUUUAUUUGGAGUUUA
Arachis duranensis is the source of this 1917-nucleotide messenger RNA. RefSeq names its product probable receptor-like protein kinase At4g10390. Lineage: Eukaryota; Viridiplantae; Streptophyta; Magnoliopsida; Fabales; Fabaceae. The coding region runs from base 275 to 1663 and encodes 462 amino acids. Gene Ontology annotation, biological process: protein phosphorylation. The transcript has a single exon. The record is from RefSeq and is a predicted model, not a curated record. Gene Ontology annotation, molecular function: protein kinase activity; ATP binding.